Molecule: messenger RNA, 1336 nt
Organism: Antrostomus carolinensis (chuck-will's-widow)
Lineage: Eukaryota; Metazoa; Chordata; Aves; Caprimulgiformes; Caprimulgidae
Gene: ZDHHC23
Product: zDHHC palmitoyltransferase 23
Exons: 3
Biological process (GO): protein targeting to membrane; peptidyl-L-cysteine S-palmitoylation
Cellular component (GO): endoplasmic reticulum; Golgi apparatus
Molecular function (GO): protein-cysteine S-palmitoyltransferase activity
Source: RefSeq, a predicted model, not a curated record
GUGAAGAUUAACCUGAGCCUGGUGCCGCCUCUCCUCCUGCUGCCCGUCUUCCUCCACGUUGCCGCUCUGCACUUCCUGCUGGGGCUCGUCAUCCUGACCUCUCUGCCCGUGGUGCUGCUCUGGUACUACUACCUCACCCACCGGAGGAAGGAACGGACUCUCUUCUUCCUGAGCCUGGGGCUCUUCUCCUUGGGCUACAUGUACUAUGUGUUUCUUCAGGAGGUGGUUCCACGAGGCCACGUCGGGUAUUCCCAAGUGGUGGCUCUCACUUGCGGGUUAAUUCUUAUGCUUGCAGCCCUGUCUCGAGCCAAGAAAGACCCUGGCUACCUUCCCAUCCCGGCAAGCAGUGAGAAGUCAUCACACCAGGGUUUGCCCAACAAGAGUAGCGUCAGAGGGAACUCCAACGGGUUCCAUGGCGUCACCGCCUCGGGCACUGCCAGCGGCCGUGCUGUGAACGGGGAGGCCAAAGGCUAUUCCAGGAUGUCGUCUGAGGAGCCCGAAGGUGUGAAGAGGGACUGGUGCUCUAAAUGCCAGCUGGUCAGACCAGCCCGAGCAGGCCACUGCCGGCUUUGUGGCAGGUGUGUGAGGAGACUGGACCAUCACUGUGUCUGGAUUAACAGCUGUGUAGGGGAGCAGAACCACCAAGCGUUCAUCCUUGCACUCUCCUUCUUCAUGCUCACCUCUGUGUACGGGAUUACGUUGACCCUGCACACCGUCUGUAGGGGCCGAACUCCGUUUGUGGCGUUGUUCUACUGCCCUGGGGCCUAUUCUGACUACAGCUCCGCUCUGUCGUUCACCUGUGUGUGGUACUGUGCCAUUGUAACAGCUGGCAUGGGAUACAUCCUCCUUAUCCAGCUGUUGAACAUCAGCUACAACGUGACCGAGAGGGAAGCUCGGCUGGCUCUGCGGGACAACACUGGGCGCAGGCUCCUGGGUGGGUUAGUGAUAGACACUGGCCAGUAUAACAGGGGUUUCCUAUGCAACUGGGGACAUUUCUUGAGCCUGGGGUCUUCUCCUCCACAGCGCUCUGCUGAAGACAUCGUGUGACACGCUUCUUUCUGCAAAUGACUGACUUUCUUUAGCAGGGGAACCACCCCUUCCACUAGGACUCCCUCCUCCCACACCCUUCCUUUGCAUCAGUGUAUGGGCUGCCUAUCCCAUCACUGACAACGUCGGAGGCUUUCCCAGGCAGGAUGGUUCUUCACGUGCUGUCAGCCAGCAAUAGGAUGCAGGAAAGCAGCAAGAAACAAACCUGGAGAGAAGGAGCCUGCUGCUUUCCACUGUGGGAAGCUUUAUGCAGCUCAGCUCGGCAGAAAGAAGAGCACAAGGUUUUGAG